Messenger RNA from Juglans regia (Persian walnut), 2193 nucleotides. Its product is annotated as zinc finger protein ZAT1-like. Lineage: Eukaryota; Viridiplantae; Streptophyta; Magnoliopsida; Fagales; Juglandaceae. The transcript has a single exon. The record is from RefSeq and is a predicted model, not a curated record. The coding region runs from base 514 to 2004 and encodes 496 amino acids.
GUUUUCUUGGCUUGGAAUUGAAGGGAUAUGAAUAGGUAUGGCAGUUAGAACCACUCCCUUCCCCUUUCACUCACUCCCUCAACACUCUCUCGAGAGCCCUCUCUCUCUCUCAUACGCACAUACACGAACACAGUACUGGAGUUUCGGGCCUCCUUUAGUUGCUUUGACCGGCGGCGGCGCCACCACCACAAAGUCGUAGAAAAAGUCUCUCGCCCUCUCACCCUCCCACCACUUGUCACCACACUCUCUCUAUACUUCUUCCAGAACUCCCACACCGCUAUCUCUCUCCCAUUCACAAAUUAACCUCAACCAAUACUCCAACUAAAAACCAGGACUACUACCCUUUCAUCUUCAUCGUUCAACCCCACGACACAACAUCCACUACAAGAAUAAACUCCAACCUGGGGGCCUAGCUCUCCCUCCUCUAUUAUCCUUAGCCUACUAUACAUCGAUCUUCCUCUCUCUUGGAUUUCCUUUUUCUUCUUCUUUUUUUUCUUUCCUUUUUAAUUUUGUAUGGCCUUGAUUGUGGAACAGCAAUCCAAUAACUUGAAGCACUUCUGCAAAAUUUGCAAGAAAGGUUUUGGAUGUGGAAGAGCACUGGGUGGCCACAUGAGGGCGCACGGAAUAGGCGACGAGAGCGGACACAUUGACGACGAAGACCCUGCAAGUGAUUGGGAGGAAAAGCUCGCGGGUGGCAACGUUCCACCUAAUAACAAGCGCAUGUAUGCUUUGAGAACGAACCCAAAUCGGCUAAAGAGCUGUCGGGUUUGCCAGAAUUGUGGUAAAGAAUUCUUGUCAUGGAAAUCUUUUCUCGAACAUGGAAAAUGUAGCUCCGAAGACGCCGAGUCCCUGGUGUCGUCGCCAGCUGGUUCGGAAGGUGACGAUGGCACGGGAAGAAGAGAGUGUGGCUGGUCUAAAAGGAAAAGAUCAUUCAGAGCAAAAGUGGGUAAUUUCAAUUCGAAUUGCCCUUCUAGCGAGGAGGAAGACCUCGCUAAUUGCUUGAUGAUGUUAUCAAAUGCAGCCGUCGACCCUACGGUGGCCGAGGCCGAGGCGGAGGAGUCUUGUGCUUCAGCUAGUAAAGAAGAGGAGAGAAGAAACCCCAUGAAUUUCAUUGCUCCAAUUUCUUUUAGGGCUCCAGUAGAGAACAACAACAACAAGAACAAGGGCGUGGCCAAAGGAUUGUUCGAGUGUAAGGCAUGCAAGAAAGUGUUUAAUUCACACCAAGCAUUAGGUGGUCAUAGAGCUAGCCACAAGAAAGUUAAAGGCUGUUUCGCCGCCCGGCUCGACCACCACCUCGAUGAUAGUCAAGCCGAUGAAGACGUGAUCACACACGAAGAAUUCUUCCCAACUAAAUCAAACUCAACCCUACAACUCGAUCAAGGUUCUGAUCCACCAUUAAUGGCAUCCACAUCCAAGAGGAAAUCGAAGAUGCACGAGUGCUCGAUAUGUCACCGUAUUUUCUCGUCGGGGCAGGCGCUAGGGGGCCACAAGAGGUGCCAUUGGAUCACAUCAAACGCACCCGACACGUCUACGAUAGCAAGGUUUCAACAGUUGCAAGAUCAGAUGGAGAAAAUCAAUCCAAGGUCUAAGUUCGAUGACUCAGACUUGCUGGACCUGAAGCUCGAUCUUAACCUGCCUGCACCAGUUGAAGAUCUCAAUGGGGCUCGGCGGGACCAAGUAAAGCCCCCAGACCUCGAAGUAUCUACAGAAAUUUAUCUACAGCCUUGGACUGGUGGGAAAGAAAAGGAAGAUAAUCACUACCAACAACACAACCACCUCCACCACCGUCAAAAUGUAGACAAUGACGUCGGCAACAAUGAUAACAACAACAAUAAUGUCAAUGACAGUAAUGGUUCAGUACUGCCGAAUGUGGAUGAUGAGGCAGACAGUAACGUGAAGUUAGCUAAGCUAAGUGAGUUGAAGGACAUGAACACGAGUGGGGGUUCCUCACCGUGGUUGCAGGUGGGGAUUGGUUCAACUACUGAUGUGGCAGCUGACCCAUAAGUUUUGUGAAGCAAAUUACUACUGACGAUCCUCUUAAUAAUUAUUCAUUUUCCCUUUUUCUUUCUUGUAAUUUUUGUAUCAAGAAACUGUAAUUUAAGUAUAAACUCAAAAGUUUCAUAAUUAAUGUUUUGUAAUUAUGUAAUUUUGGUGGGCCCACAGGAACCACAUCUAAAGAGCAUACAUUUUUCU